Messenger RNA from Staurois parvus, 1530 nucleotides. NCBI's taxonomy places the organism in Eukaryota, Metazoa, Chordata, Amphibia, Anura, Ranidae. The record is from the annotation of a GenBank genome assembly.
AUGGAUGAAGAGAGCCUGGAAGCCGCCAUACAGACCUAUAAAGCCCAGCUGGAGCAGGUCAAACAGACCUGAACGCUGAUUUGGACCCCUCACAGAAAGCCGACCUCCUCCAGCUUGAGGGGGACUUGCAGCAGCUGAUAGAACUGACCGAGUCUAGCCUGCUGUCGGUGCAGAAAUCGAAACUUACUGUCCGCCCUCGAUGGUCCUUCCUCCUCCUCCUCGCAGCAGGAUGGUGAAUACGAGGCUUUCAGGAGGGCCAUAGGGGAACAGGGUAAUGAAGGUGAGGCCACGGAUAAUAAAUCCAGUUGUUCAGGAUGCAGUGAGGAAGAGGAGGUGGAGGAAGAGGAAGAUGAAACUAGUGGCAUGAAGGUCAGAGCCCCUUACUAUAGCACGUGGGGGACGUUGGAGUAUCAUAACGCCAUGAUUGUGGGCUCGGAGAAAACAGAGGAUGGGAGUCCUGGGGUCCGGGUUCUCUAUCUGUACCCCACGCACAAGGCCAUGAAACCCUGCCCCUAUUUUCUGGAUGGAAGGUGUCGCUUUAAUGAAAGCUGCAGGUUCUCACAUGGACAAGUUGUGCCAGCAAGUGAGCUGCGGGUCUUUAAGGAGGCAGACCUCGACUCUUUUGGCCUCGAUAAACCCUGCUUGGCCCGGCACAGCGACGGCAUCUGGUACCCUGGGCGGAUUAUAGACAUUGACAACUCAUUCUACACUGUAAAAUUUGAUUCUCUGCUGCUGAAAGAAGCUGUGCUUGAAGCUGAUGCCAUUAUCCCACCACUACGGGAAAGUGAAGACUCUUCAUCCGAUGAUGAUGAGGAUGAAGUGGAGGAUUCUGCGUAUGCCCAAGUUUCUACAGUACUGGAGAGCAACGAUGUGUGUGCAAAUGGUCCCUGCAGUUCUGAAUUUGCUGGUUGGGAGGCUCACACACGUGGGAUUGGAUCUAAGCUUCUGGCUCGAAUGGGUUAUGAGUUUGGGAAAGGUUUGGGAAGGAAUUCAGAGGGGCGAAUUGAACCCAUACAGGCUGUGGUAUUGCCUAAAGGGAAAUCAUUAGACCAGUGCAUAGAGAUGCAACAAAGGAAGAAAAAAAGAGGAGGGGGCCCUCCCAAAAGCAGAAAAAAGCGUGCGCCCAAGCUGACGGCGGCAGCUCGUGGGAACACACCCCUCGCCGCAACGUGUUUGACUUCCUGAAUGAGAAACUGGAGGGCAAAAGCCAUAAAGAGCAACCCACAGAGACCAGAUCCAAUCUAGAAAGGAAAGGCAAGGAAGUGUAUAAUGCCAGCCAAAGCAGCAAGCGGGCGCUGAAUAUUGAAUUGGCCAAGACUAUGGAGAGGAUCCAGCAGAAGCAGAGAGAGAUUGCGCACGUCACAGAGGCACUGGCAAGGAAUGUAGGAAGGGACAGCGUGAUCAGCGUGCAGCUGGAGAAACGCCUCUCAGACGCUCGAUCUCAGCUUGUAGUUUUGCAGCAGGAAGAGCGAAGUUUGCAGCGAGAGCAGAAGAAGGCGAAACACACACAAAAAAAUGACUGAAUUCUAA